AUGCAGUCUCGAUGUGGCUGUUGGUAUCUAUACUCACUGCCGGCGUCCCAACCGUACUACGACUCCCCUCCUCAGAAGCAGUACCUUCCACAAGUUGAGUUGUCUACCUCCACAGAUAUUCUAGCCAUUACUUCACGAACCACACUCAAACAAAUAUUUGUCAAUGAUCGAAACGACAAGCUCGAUGAGGUACAAUAUACCUUCCCACUGUACGAUGGAGUCAGUGUCGUUGAGUUUACCUGCAUAGUCGGCUCCAAGACUUUGGUCGGAGUAGUCAAGGAGAAACAGCAAGCGAAGGUAGAGUACGACGAAGCAGUUGCUCGUGGCGAGACGGCAGGGUUGUUUCAACAAUUGCCGGAGGCAUCUGAUGUCUUCACCACCACAAUUGGGAACGUGCCACCUAACGAAAAGAUCUACGUGGAGAUCGUCUACCUCGGAGAACUCAAGUACGACGCCGAAACAGGUGGCUCACGUUUCACCAUUCCGACUACCAUUGCACCACGCUAUGGAUCGGUGUCGACUGAAUCAGGAGAAGCGCUGACUGAACAAUCCGCAAAUGCCAAAGGCGGUAUUUCCAUUCUGGUGAAUGUUACCCUUGAAGACGGUUCUACUGUACGAGGUCUGCAAUCACCAAGCCACCCAAUCGCCGUGACCAUGGGUCGGACCAGUCUCAUGGACGAUGAUGCUUUCCAAACCAACAACGCAUCAGCGACAUUGACGCUCGGUACAACUGAGCUAGACAAGGACUUCAUCAUUGUCGUGCUUGCCAAAGACACCGAAAACCCACGUGCACUGCUUGAGACACAUCCCUUGCUUCCCAACCAACGCGCAAUAAUGACAACCCUCGUGCCCAAAUUCAGUUUACCAAACAUCUCGCCUGAAAUUGUGUUUGUGGUUGACAGAAGUGGUAGCAUGUCUGACAAGAUUCCACUCCUUGUCUCCGCCUUGAAGAUAUUUUUACGGUCUCUUCCUGUCGGGGUCAAGUUCAACAUCUGCUCUUUUGGUUCCCGAUACUCCUUCCUCUUCGACAAGAGUCAGACCUACGAUCAGUCGACUCUGAAGGAGGCUCUUAAGCACAUCGACGGUUUCAGUGCCAAUUAUGGUGGCACCGAGAUGUUGAAUCCUUUGAAAGAGACUGUCAAGAAUCGAUAUGAAGAUCUUCCUCUCGAAGUGAUGGUUCUGACCGACGGCGAGAUCUGGAAUCAGAACGAGCUGUUCGCCUUCCUGAACGAAACGAAAAAUGCACGUUUCUUCUCCUUGGGUAUUGGGCACGGUGCAUCGUCUGCUCUCGUCGAAGGCAUCGCACGCGCAGGCAACGGCUUCGCUCAGUUCGUGGGCAACAACGAGAAGAUGGACAAGCGUGUUGUUCGCAUGCUCAAGGGAGCCUUGACCCCGCACGUCACAGACUAUACCCUUGCCGUCACAUACGACGAAGACUCGAUCUCCCAAGAUGAUGAUUUUGAGAUGGUCGAGGCUACCGACAAACCGGCUACAACAGUGGUAACGGACCUGCAGAAACCCGCGGAGAAGAAGACAAUCUCUCUUUUCGACACAGACGCGCCGGAAGAACCCACCAAUCCUCCAACCGGUCGCUAUGAUAGUCUACCUGAGGUUCCGAGCCCCAAAGUGUUGCAGACACCACACAAGAUACCAGCCUUGUUCCCCUUCAACCGCACGACGGUCUACCUCCUAGUCGGCCCUGGUGCUCCUCAUAAGGUCCCCAAAGCAGUCACUCUGCGAGGGACCUGCGAGCAUGGACCACUGGAGCUUCAAAUCCCUAUUCAGGAUGUCGGGGUGGGUAAGACAAUCCACCAACUUGCUGCGAAGAAAGCAACUCAAGAACUCGAAGAGGGUCGUGGCUGGAUCACAGAAGUGCGUAACCGUCUCGGCCAACCUCUCAAAUCCGCCCACAGAGGCAAAUGGGAUCUCAUUGUUGAACGAGAGGCCGUCAGACUUGGUACCCAGUUCCAAGUCGCUGGAAAAUGGUGCUCAUUUAUUGCUGUGGAGACAAAUGGUACCGCCGACAAUACAAACGAAGGUAACCUUCCGUCGCGUUCCUUAUUGAGUAAGUCCCGACCCAUUGAUACCCCAAAGAGUGCCUCCACUAUGCUAUUCGCGGCUCGUGCAACAACGACCUUUGCUGCCCCCACGAUGAAGGCGACUUCUGCUCCAUACUCAGGCUUCGGUUCGAACUCGCUGGCUUCCACCUUCUCUUCUGGUGCUUAUCUCGGGGGCUUUGGCUCCCAAAAUCCCCGGAACUCACAACGUGGCGGGCUAUUCUCUAGCACCUCUGGUCUCUUCGGGAGCACUGACACUCGAACCCCAACUCUCUCGGACUCUGCUCCCCCACAAAGUGGGCUCUGCUCUGGCACCACUGGCCUCUUUGGAAUCGCUCAAUCUCUAAACAACUUGGACUUAACAACCUCAGACUUACAAGCACGUCGAUUCUCCCGCGGCACUGAAUUGUUCGGCGACUCGGCCGCCGGGAUGAACACGAUGCAGCACUACUCGAAUGAAAUGAUGGCAGCAGCCUCAUGUCCACUACCUGAUGAAUCGGACGGAGACCUUGGCCAGAGCGGGGGCAGCAGCGGCAGUGGCAUUGUUUCUGGCCCGAAUUCUUUCUUUUCACCUUCAUCAUCCCCAAACAUGUCUCUUUGUGUCCGUGAUACUGACGCUGCAGGUGCAGGUGCGCCGGAGCCCGUCGACAGGAGGCAAAAGAGGCCAGGCGGGCCCCUCCCGGCUCCACCUCCAGCAGCGUUUCAACAAGUUCAAAUGCUGCACCAGCAACCCGGCCCCAGGGCACGUAGGAGGUUCCAACCAAUGCACAGGUCAGGUCUCAGAGACAGAGAGUUAGCUCCGAUAAAUCACGGCACCUCCGCGCCGACAAACACGGUCGAUAUGUGCAUGUCAAGUUUUGCCGGACCACCGGCACCCGGUGGGAGUGGGGGAGCUGGAGUUGCACUCUUCAGCCAGAGGGCAUACAAGUUCGCUGGCGGCGUGGCUCCACGCAGACAGUUAGGUGCGAAAUCGUAUCGCAAGUCCGCGCCGACGGCUAAGAAGAAGACCGCGUCCGUCGCCGACGUCGAUAUGGAGGAAGAAAAAGAGGAUGAGGAAGAAGAAGGAGGAGAAGAAGAGGAAGAGCAGCUAUCGGACGAACAGAAGAUGCACAAGAUUAUCAACCUGCAGGAAUUCGACGGAUCGUGGACCCUUUCAGACCCGUUGUUGGCCCUGCUGGGUGUGACGGCCGACGACGUCGAGAGCGUCACCGUCAAGGUGUCCGCGGAUGACACGUCUGUCGCCGCGACAGCCCUGGCGACGGCGUGGCUCAGAUCCAAGGUCCCCGACGAAAAGGACGUGUGGGAAAUGGUCGUCGACAAGGCAACAGGUUGGCUCGAGACCAAGGUCGGUGGCGGGAAGGACAGGGCGGACGAGAUCAUGAGUGAGGCUACAAUGCUUUUCGUGGAGUACGACUAG
This is a messenger RNA of Exophiala spinifera, 3474 nucleotides long. RefSeq lists its product as uncharacterized. The transcript has a single exon. The coding region runs from base 1 to 3474 and encodes 1157 amino acids. NCBI's taxonomy places the organism in Eukaryota, Fungi, Ascomycota, Eurotiomycetes, Chaetothyriales, Herpotrichiellaceae. The record is from RefSeq and is a predicted model, not a curated record.